AUGCCCCCUCUGCAACUGGCCCCUGUGACAGUGAUGGCGUUGAUUCUCAUGGUGGCUCUGACUUCAGCUAAAACUACGCCGCGACCCAAAUACUCAUACACCAAGAAGCCCGUACGAGAGCUUCCAAAGACAACCAUGGGGUGGCACAACAUCCCCACAAAAAUCGUCCACCCAAUAGAGCAACCUGCAGCAGUAGCACAGCACACCACCACAGAAACCACCACUGUCCCCAGCGAGGUGGCCGCGGACUAUGCCCUUGGAGGAACAGCGGCCACUGGUGGUGGACUGGAGAAUUACACAUUGGAUUAUAAUGAGUGCUACUUCAAUUUUUGUGAAUGCUGCCCUCCGGAGAAAGGACCUCGCGGGAUGAAGGGGGACCGGGGACUGCCAGGUCCCCCAGGUGAAAAGGGUGAACAAGGCUUAAGAGGAUUGGCUGGCCCCCCAGGUUUGGCUGGACCAAUAGGAGUCAGAGGAGAAAGAGGCGCCAAGGGUGACCCAGGAAGCAGUGGGGCAGCAGGAACUCCUGGAGUACACGGGAAACCAGGGGAUAGAGGUGACCUCGGCCCAAAAGGUGAAAAGGGGGAAGCCGGCGCCAUGGGCCUCAGGGGAGACAGCGGCGAGCGGGGAACCCCCGGUGAGAACGGCACCAAAGGAGAACCCGGAGACACAGGCAAGGCCGGGCCGCCUGGCCUACCGGGAGAGAAAGGCAUCAAGGGAGACAACAGCGACUGCGGGGCCAUGAUGGAGAGGCCCGCCAAGGGUGACAAGGGCGACCAGGGGGCCCAGGGCGUCAGAGGAGAGUCCGGCACCCCGGGCCUGAACGGCAUGCACGGCGCUCCGGGCCUACCAGGCGAGCGUGGCGAGCUUGGCAAGCCCGGUCCGCCGGGGGAUGUCGGGCCGCAGGGGCCGCCGGGGACGGUGGGGAUGCGCGGACUCCGGGGGAUGAAGGGGGACCGCGGCAUGCAGGGGAAGCGUGGCGACCGCGGCCCGCGCGGCAUGAAGGGCGCCAACGGCCAGGUGGAGGAGCGUCCGCGCUCGGGCUUCAGCGUGGGCCUCUUCCCCAGCAAGUCCUUCCCGCCGUCGGGCUUCCCCAUCCGCUUCGACAAGGUCUUCUACAACGGCGAGAACCACUACGACCUGGCGCAGAGCAAGUUCAACUGCACCCACCCCGGCGUGUACGUGUUCGCCUACCACCUGACCGUGCGCAACCGGCCGCUGCGGGCCUCGCUGGUGGUGAACGGGGCGCGGCGCCUGCGCUCCAGGGACACGCUGUACGGCCAGGACAUCGACCAGGCGUCCCAGAUGAUCCUGCUGCGGCUGGCGCAGGGCGACCAGGUGUGGGUGGAGACCAUGAGGGACUGGAACGGGGCCUACUCCAGCAGCGAGGACGACAGCACCUUCACCGGCUUCCUGCUCUUCCCGGACACCCCCACCUGA
Messenger RNA from Engraulis encrasicolus (European anchovy), 1437 nucleotides. It is a transcript of the gene otol1b, whose product is annotated as otolin 1b. Lineage: Eukaryota; Metazoa; Chordata; Actinopteri; Clupeiformes; Engraulidae. Bases 1 to 1437 code for a protein of 478 amino acids. The record is from RefSeq and is a predicted model, not a curated record. Gene Ontology annotation, molecular function: protein binding. The transcript has 4 exons.